Molecule: messenger RNA, 3987 nt
Organism: Striga hermonthica
Lineage: Eukaryota; Viridiplantae; Streptophyta; Magnoliopsida; Lamiales; Orobanchaceae
Source: the annotation of a GenBank genome assembly
AUGGCGGCCCGCCUCCUUUGCCCUAGGAACCCACGUAUAAAGACCCUUCUUCUUUUCUCUUCCUACCCAUGCUUCAAUCCACCCUCUUUAGGGCUUUUCUCCACCCUCGCCGGAAAAUGCAAACACAGCCACUUCACACCGGCGGCGGACCGGCCACCGGCGGCCAAGAAGGCGUCUUUCACGUCCACCGCUCACGGGGUGAUGUGGCAGGACCCGUACCGUUGGAUGUCCGACGUCAACGACCCGGAUUUCAUCAGCUACGUCAGACAAGAAAACACCUACGCCGAGGCGUUCAUGAGGGAUACCCAAGAAUUGCAGAAGGUUCUUUAUUCUGAGAUGGUUUCCAGAAUACCCUCCAAGAUUAUAACCCCGCCUGAACGUUGGGGACCCUGGUUAUACUACCAGUUAAUUCCGGAGGGGAAAGAGUAUCCUGUUUUAUGCAGGAAACCGGCAGCCGAAAUGAAAGGUUGGGUAAACGCUCUAUUCAAUUACUUCAGUCGAGCAUUGGAGGGGGAACAAGUUUUGCUCGACUGGAACGACAUUGCAGAAAAACAUGGAUAUGUACAUGUGGGCACAUGCAGGGUAUCACCAGACCACAGAUUUCUUGCAUAUACACUCGACACCAAAGGGAAUGAACAAUUUCAUCUUCAAAUUAAGGACCUUACCAACAACUCCAUUUUGCACCAACACGAAGUCGAGGGUGUUGUUAGCUUGGCUUGGGCUCAAGAUGGCUGUACACUUUUCUAUACUUCAUGUGACCAAAAUCAACGGCCUUACAGGCAAUUCUAUAACUUUCUGCUGGGGUCACAGUCUGAGGAUGACGCCAUAAUAUUUACAGAGGAAGAUUCGCGCUUUUGCGUGGAUAUCACGAGUACGAAAGAUGGAAAAUUUAUUACAGUGAAUUCCAAUUCAUGGACUUCGUCUGAGGAAGGAACUUACUUUUUCAAUGCUGCCAAUCCACAAAUUGGUCUACAAAGGUUUUGUAAGCGUGUAUCGGGAGUUCAGUACUUUUUGGAACAUCAUUCUGGAUACUUUUAUGCACUUACUAAUGCUGAUAAAAGCAACAUUAAGAAGUUUUCGGGAAAUGGUUAUUAUUUAACCAGAUGCCAAGAUGGCAAUCCACAAGCAGCUAAUUUGAAGAAUAUCAUCAUGCCUGGCGAAGAUAUUUGCUUGGAAGAUAUGGAUAUUUUUCACAAUCACCUGGUCCUAUUACUUAACAGAAAGGGCACCCCUUCAAUAUGUUCCAUCAACAUGCCUAUAGAUUUCGAAUGUGAGAAAGAAAUGGAGAUCGAUGAUCUCGAUCCUUGGUAUUUUCCUCUACCCUCAGACAUGUAUACAGUCAUCACGCCAGGUUCAAAUCACGAUUUCAUGACCACCAAAUACCGUGCUGUCCUCUCCUCACCAGUGACACCUGAUCUCCAUGUCGACUAUGACAUGUCAAACAAAAUGUUCUCCAUCAUACAACAGGAAGGUGUUGAAAAUAUCUCAACAGGUGAUGUUGAGAAUACAACAUACGCUCGGCAUAAUAAAUGCCGUGCAUGGAAAGAUAUCUCGGGAGAAUAUGUUUGUGAGGAGAAGGAAGUGAUUUCUUGUGACGGGGUCAAAAUCCCAUUGACGAUAUUUUUCUCAAGAAGUGCUUAUCAGAAGGGUUUUUCUCCAGGGCUUCUUCAUGGGUAUGGUGCCUAUGGUGAAACUUUGCAUAGAAGCUGGUGCCCAGAUCGUUUGAGUUUGCUCGAUCGAGGCUGGAUGUUUGCUUUUGCCGACGUGAGAGGUGGUGCUGGUGCCGAUCCUUCUUGGCACGAAUCAGGUCGUGGGUUGAACAAGUUAAACUCCAUAAAUGAUUUCUUAUCAUGUGGCGAAUAUCUGAUAAAUGAGGGCUUUAUUCAUAAAAACCGGUUGUGUGCUUUGGGGAUUAGUGCUGGAUGUCUUCUUGUGGGGGCUUCCAUCAAUAUGAAUCCGAUUUUGUUUCGUGCUGCCAUUUUGAAGGUACCGUUUCUUGAUGUGCUCAACACACUAUUGGAUUCGAGUUUACCUCUCACCAUAUCGGAUUACGAAGAAUUCGGAAAUCCUCAGAAUGAGUUGUUCUUCAACUACAUUCGAAAGUACUCUCCUUAUGAUAACAUUCCACAGGGAGUUUGCUUUCCUUCAAUGCUUGUCUCCGCAUCGUUCAAUGAUUCCCGUGUUGGGAUCUGGGAAGCUGCUAAAUGGGUUGCCAAGAUUCGAGACACGACAUGCUCAAGAUGUUCGUCUGCCGUCAUCUUGCAGACAAAUCUAAACGGAGGGCAUUUUGGGGAAGAUGAAGACACUCGGGAGUUUGAGCGUCACGACUUUGAGAUAGUCCUGCAAGAAUUGCCAUUGGAUUUGGGAAAACUUGUUUCAUUGCGAAUAUUGAGGCUGUCCGCGUGUCCGACGAACCUGAAGAGGCUCCCUUCGGGAGUGGGGAGCCUCGUUUGGCUCAAGUAUUUGGUUGUGUCUCAGUGUGUGAGCUUGAGUUGUCUGCCGGAGGAGGUGGGUCGGUGCCGGAGUCUGGUUUGUGAUGAGGAGCUAUGGUUGCUUUGGACGGACGUCGAGAAGGGCUGUCAGGGGAUUUGUCAGGAGAAGCUGAUAAGGAAUCGAGCAGCCGUUCGAGCUCGGAAAACUCGUUUUUGUGAAUAUGCGGCACGGACAGCCAUGGCGGUGGCCUUAAUUUGGACGUUAACAAUUCAGGCGAUGCACUUGUCCAAGGCUUGGCAACCGGCAGUGGCGAGGGACUAUGAGAGCAAUGGAUAUUUAUAUGUUUCAUCCAAUGGAGGACUCAAUCAAAUGCGAUCUGGAAUUUGUGACAUGGUAGCCAUUGCAAGAUACAUGAAUGCCACUCUUGUAGUUCCUCAGCUGGAUACUAAAUCUUUCUGGAAAGAUCAAAGUCAAUUCGAGGAUAUAUUCAACGUCGAUCAUUUCAUCAACUCAUUGAGGGAUGAGGUCAGAAUUGUAAAACAACUUCCACCAGAUAUGCAGAGAGAGGUGAAAAUGAACAGACAUAUUUCCAUGCAACCUAUUAGCUGGUCCAACAUUUCAUACUACACAGACAAGGUGUUUGUCCUUCAUGGAAGUCUGAAGACCCACAAGAUCCUGCAUUUUCAGAAAACCGACUCUAGGCUGGAAAAUAACAGUCCUGUGGAAGUUCAAAAGGUUCGUUGCAAGGCGAGUUACGAGGCCCUGAAGUUCAAGGCUCCAAUCGAGAAGAUGGGAAAGAAAAUCGUGAAAAUGAUGAGACAGAAUGGUAAAUUCCUAGUCCUUCAUCUUAGGUACGAAAUGGAUAUGUUGGCCUUCACAGGUUGUAAUCGAGGAUGCACCGAUGAAGAAGCAAAGGAGCUGGAAGGACUAAGAUAUUCAAUUCCAUGGUGGAGGAAGAAGAAAAUAAAUUCGACCACAACAAGAUUAGCCGGAUCGUGUCCCUUGACACCCGAGGAAACUGCAUUGACCCUUCAAGCAAUUGGGGUUGACCGGGAAAUGCAGAUUUACAUUGCCUCAGGUGACAUAUACGGAGGAGAAAAGCGAUUGGCUCCACUGAGAGCAGCCUAUCCAAAUUUGGUGAAGAAGGAGACAUUGUUGCCUCCAUCUGAGCUUUUGCCUUUCAAGAAGUAUGCAAGCCAAAUGGCUGCACUUGAUUACAUAGUGUCACUAGAGAGUGACAUUUUUUUGCCGACUUAUGGAGGUAAUAUGGCGAGACUAGUAGAAGGCCAUCGCAGGUACCUAGGUUUCAGGCCGACCAUACAACCGGAUCAGAAGACAUUAGUUCAUCUGAUCGACAAAUACGAGGAAAAUCAGAACUGGCAAGAGUUCGAGCAAAGAGUGAAGAGAGCUCAUGAAAAUCGAUAUGGGAAUCCGACAAAAAGAAGGGUCAUACCUGGAAAACCCAAAGAGGAGGACAAUUUUUGGUCUAAUCCUGAAGAGUGCUUAAUUAAGACUGAUAAAAUAGAAAAAUCGGGAUGUCCAAUGUGGAAAUAG